This is a messenger RNA of Vespa velutina, 2417 nucleotides long. Its product is annotated as tubulin epsilon chain-like. Gene Ontology annotation, molecular function: structural constituent of cytoskeleton; GTP binding. The coding region runs from base 456 to 1889 and encodes 477 amino acids. Gene Ontology annotation, cellular component: microtubule; cytoplasm. Lineage: Eukaryota; Metazoa; Arthropoda; Insecta; Hymenoptera; Vespidae. The transcript is spliced from 9 exons. The record is from RefSeq and is a predicted model, not a curated record. Gene Ontology annotation, biological process: mitotic cell cycle; microtubule cytoskeleton organization.
UCAAAAGUAUAAUAUGAUAUAGGUUAUAUAAAACUCACUUGCAUCUGUAGGAACAGCACAUCUUGCAGAGAAAUUCUGCAAAUUUAUCAGAAAAAAAAUGAUUUUGAAUAUACUGAUUAUAAUUUUCAUUUUUAUAUAUGUUCUUAUAUAUAUAUACACAUCGAUCAGUUAUUUUUUAAUAAAAUAUAAACCGCUCUCUUAAAAACUUAUGGCACUCUGAAUUGUGCGAUAGAAGAUUUGAAAUUCGAGCUGGCGCUGAUGAAUAAGACUUUCGAGAAAUUGCAAGAAACGAUGUCGAGAAUAAGAGAAAAAUCGAUUAUUAACCACUCACACUUUAUAUAAUCAAAAUUGGCGCGAACGUAUCAUAAAUUGUAAACAAUUAUUGAAAUAUUACAAAUAACGCAUAAGGUGCAGUAUUCUAUUAAAAUAAAAUUGUUGAAUUUCAGAAAUGUAAAAUGAGUCAGUUUAUAACAAUACAAGUUGGUCAAUGCGGCAAUCAAAUAGGGUCUGCUUUCUGGCCUUUAGCCUUACACGAAUAUGGUAUACAAAUUAAAAAUAGAUUCGUCAAUCUUCUUAAGAUACAACGAAAUCAUAUUAAGAAUAUAGACGCAUUAUGGGAUGGAUUUUAUAGUUUUUUUCAUGUACCUGGAGAUACAGAUAAUUUAUGCUUCAAAACAAUAGCAGAAUUGAAUGCAGCUAAAGUUAAAGCUAGGGCCGUUCUAAUAGAUAUGGAAGAUAGUGUUGUAGAGCGAUUUCAACAAGGACCAUUACGUGAAUUAUUUAAUAGAACUUGUACGGUGACAAAUUAUCCUGGUUCUGCAAAUAAUUGGGCCAUGGGAUAUUAUACUCAUGGUACAGAAUAUCAUGACCGAAUCGAAGAAGUAAUAAGGCAGUCUGUUGAACUGUGUGAUUAUCUAGGUGGAUUUUUACUUUUGCAUUCUGUUGCUGGUGGAACUGGUUCUGGCUUAGGAACAGCAACUUUGAAAAUGUUAAGCGACAGUUAUCCUCAUGUAGAUAGAUUAGUGUCUUGCAUAUAUCCUGCAGGCAUGGAAGAUGUUAUUACAGGUCCAUACAAUACAUUGUUAGCGACAAGAGAGUUGAUAGAACAUGCUACUUGUGUAUUUCCAGCUGAAAAUAAUGCACUUUUAAAAAUAUGUGAAACUCAAAUAAGGAAUAAUGAUAAUAUAGAUCAGGCUAAUUUUAAUGCUUUGUGUUUACCAUUUCAAGAUAUGAAUAGUAUUAUCGUUAAUAUGCUACUUCAUUUGACUAGUGGCUCCAGAUUUCCUGGAAAUUUAAAUAUAGACAUCAGUGAUUUAGCUACAAGUCUUGUUCCAUAUCAAAAGAUGCAUUAUAUAUUUAGUAGUGUUAGACCAAUAGCUUUGACAGCACCUAAAUUUUUUGCUACAGAUGCUUCAAAGCUUCAAGAUAUGCUGUUUACUAAUGCAUUGUCUCGGAAUAACCAGUUGACUAAAGUACAUCCACUACAGCCAGGCUCUGUUGUUUUGAGUGCCGCAUAUAUUGGAAGAGGACAAUUUUCUAUAACUGGCAUGAAACGAAAUAUUGAAAAAUUUCAAAGUAAAGCUAAAUUUACACCAUGGAGUAAGAAUUCAAUAAAAAUAGGUUUAUGUUCAGUACCUCCACCUGGACAUACAACAUCUCUGUUGUGCUUGCUUAAUACCUCAGCUAUUUCUUUUAUGUUUACAAAUUUAAUUGAGCAGUUUACAAAAUUAUAUCGUCGAAAGGCACAUGUUCACCACUAUUCCCAAGUUUCUGGAUUUGAAAAUUCACAAUUUUUAGAUAGCAAAGAAACUAUCUUUAAUUUAUGUGAACAUUACAUGGAGCUUCAAAAUCAAAAACAAAGGCAUAUUUCACGAUUGCAAACACUUUAAGAAUUGUACGUGUGGAAACAUUAGAAUAACAAGGAAUUGUAUUGUAAGUGAUUUAUUAAUUUAAUCAAAUAGUUUAACAUAAAAUAAUUUCAAUAAAAAUAGUGUAUUUUUUGUAAUAAUAAAAUUAUAAUAAUUGUAUAAAGUAAAAAUCAUUUUUUUUUUAUAUAAGAAUGUUAAUUCUUAUAUAAAAUAUCUAAUUAAUUGUUUGUAGUUUCUUUUAUCUCUUUAAGGAUAUUGCAAAAGCAUAUUUAUAUUAUAUAAGCUACUUGUCUUUGGAGACCAUAAUCAACAUUAACGUAUCACUUAUUUAUGCGUUAAACUUAACAUAUUAAUGAAUUAACUAGCUGGAAUUUGGGGUAAUCCAAAUUCAUCCACCAACACACCAUCCUAAAAACAAAUUAGAUGAAUAAACAUGUAUAAUAAUAUAAAUAAGAAAUAAAUAUAUAUUUGUAUAAAUAAUUACCUUGUUCCUAACAGAACUAGAACCUGGCUCCUUAUCAGGAGCAUUAGGUGCUUUGAUCGCAUCAU